Salvelinus fontinalis (brook trout) is the source of this 1259-nucleotide messenger RNA. RefSeq lists its product as uncharacterized. The record is from RefSeq and is a predicted model, not a curated record. The coding region runs from base 612 to 1214 and encodes 200 amino acids. Lineage: Eukaryota; Metazoa; Chordata; Actinopteri; Salmoniformes; Salmonidae. The transcript has 2 exons.
GAUUGCUCUGGUCUCCACUCAAGUUCACGGAGAAACCGAGGUCUUUUCUCGUUGCACUAGAAGUUCUCAAUGAGUAAACAUUACCGUAUCACUCUCGUGAUUCAGUGCCUUUCAAGUUGAGUUCCCGUGCAGGCACAAUAUGAUAGUGCUAACGGUGCACAUGUUCAACCCAUGGGUCACUGAAGAAACUCUAGUGUGCUACCUCAGCCGGUACGUGACCAUAUUGCCAGGGGUGAGCGACAUUAAGGACGCCCUUGGCAUCUGAACAGGGAAGAGGCAGUUUCGUGUGCUGCUAAAGGAGGACGAGAGCGGCCAUGAUGGCUACCGCCAUCCUCCCGCUUCCUUUUCCAUCGGUGCAGACAGGGGCUACCUCAUGUAUGCUGGACAGACUCGUUUCUGCAGGAAGUGUAGCACGUACGGGCACCUCGCCGAUGCCUGCACCCAGACAAGGUGCAGAAACUGUGGGACUCUAGGCCAUAUAAUGAGUGAUUGCACCGUGCCCAAGCGCUGCAGUCUGUAACUCGGAGAACCACCUGUUCCGUCACUGCCCGAAGGCAGCCCCCUCUUAAGCCAGAGCGGUGAGCGGGAAAAGAGCAGAUGAGGGAGAAGGCAUGGAACUACGCGCUAUUGAGGAGGUUGUGGAUGAGCUGGUGAUGGAGAGAGAACUGCGAGAGUCUGAGGAGAGCGGGAGUGAGACGCCAUCAUCAUCUCACGAGGAGAGCGGAGAGACCGACAGGAGUUGGAACAACCAAGUGGAGGAGGAGAAGGGAGAGCCCGCCGCGCCCUCGGCUCCGGAGAGCUGGACAACGGUGAGAGAGAGGAGGAAGUGCUCGGUGAAAAGGAAGCAGAUGAGCCCUGUUUCCCCACUCAUCCGCAUGGAGGCGACUGAGAAGUCCGCCCUGGGCGGGAAUCGCUUCAGCUGCUUUGAAAGCGGGAAGUCUGAGGAGAAAAGCGAGGGAAACCCGCGCAGCGCAGAGGAGACUCUGCUUUCCCUGUCAGGCAGCUCCAUCGACAGCAGCGGUCUGGCACGAAGCGGUGUUCCAGCACCCACACAGAUGGAGGGGGAGCAUGAGGAGGAGGAAAGGGUUUUCCCGACCCCGAUCUUUGUGGACAGUCCUCCCGCUGGGGACCACCGUUUCCCGGAUAGGCCUCCUAACGAGGAACUGUAUUUAAAGGGCGUAACAUUAGCAGGAGACCACCAGGGACAUCUAUGAUCGGCUGACAGUCUUGGUUAAACCACAUGUAUUCUAAAGCAAUAU